Colletotrichum graminicola M1.001 is the source of this 1677-nucleotide messenger RNA. Its product is annotated as major facilitator superfamily transporter. The record is from RefSeq and is a predicted model, not a curated record. Gene Ontology annotation, molecular function: transmembrane transporter activity. NCBI's taxonomy places the organism in Eukaryota, Fungi, Ascomycota, Sordariomycetes, Glomerellales, Glomerellaceae. Bases 1 to 1677 code for a protein of 558 amino acids. The transcript has 4 exons. Gene Ontology annotation, biological process: transmembrane transport.
AUGGGCGAGAUAGACAACAAGAUUAUCGAAGAGAGAGUUGAGUCAGCAUCUGACUUAUCUCAAAAGCCUCAACUUGAAGACGGUGACUUCACGACCAACGUCCACCUCUCUGAUGGAGAUGUCACCUACCUGAUCCCGACCCCAAGUUCUGAUCCACGCGAUCCUCUUAACUUGAGCCCCUGGAGAAAAUGGGUCGUAACGAUUACUUGUGGCACAUUCGCCUCCAUCGGUCUCGUCCAGGUCUCCGGCCUAGGAGCGCUCCUCGGCGACUUCAUCCCGGAAUACGCUGCUGAAGGAAGGGGAUAUGAGGACAUCAGCCAUCUAAUGACUUAUCCGUCACUUUUCAUGGGCCUAGGAAACCUGAUAGGUAUGCCAUUGGCUCUUGCCAUCGGACGUCGCCCGGUAUUCCUCGGUUCUUGUGCUCUCGCAGUCGUGGGGUCAAUCCUAUGCGGUGCCCAGAGAGGGUACACGUCUCAUCUCGUCGCUCGAAUGAUUCUCGGCUUGGCAGCCGGCCAGAGCGAGGCUCUCUGCCCCUUGAUGGUGCAGGAAACCCACUUUCUGCACGAGCGUGCACGCUGUCUGAUGUGGUUCACGGCUUAUCAGUCGAUUCUCAGUGCGGUCUACUCUCUUCUGACCUCGUACAUCGCCGCGGGUAUCGGUCCAUCCGGUUGGUAUUACCUAGGUGCUGGCUUUUCGGCCAUUACUUUCAUCGUCGCCAUUUUUAUGGUACCGGAGACCAAGUACGACCGACCUCUCGCCGCCUAUCAGGGACACACAGCCCAGGUGUCUCAUUUCGUCAGCAGCAGUGGUCCUGGAACCGACGAUACAACUGGUAUUUAUACCGAGAUGCUUACGCGCAAGACCACCACGGAGCCCCGUCAGCUGGACUUUGUCAACUUCAAGCCCAGGUCCCUCGCUUCGGACAUGCGUCUCUUCACCCAGAAGCCAGACUGGAAGGAGGGAUGGCUGUGUAUCACAGGCAUGGCUAUUGUAGUUCUGUUCCCUGACAUGAUAUGGGCGCUUCUUCUCAACGGACUGACAGUCGGUGUUAACAUUGCGCUUGGCACAACUUACGGAGGAGUCCUGGAACAAGCCCCCUAUAAUUGGAGUGCAUCAGUCAUCAGCCUUGCAACGGCUGGUCAGAUUGUAGUCGCCUUCGUGGCUCUUCCGCUCUUGGGCCGCGGCUCGGACUGGAUCAUCAAAGUCUUUGCGCGCCGUAACGGUGGCGUCCACAAGCCCGAGUACCGGCUCAUUCCUCUCAUCAUCCCCGUCAUUGUGGGAACGCUGGCAUCGGUCAUCUUUGGACAGGCUGCCGAGCAUCCCGAAAAAUAUCACUGGUUUGCCGUCGUGUUCUCUCUCAACGCCUACUACUUUGGUUUCAUCGGAGCCAAUCAGGUCGGUAUCACAUACGCUCUCGACGCCUACCCGACACGCUCUGGCCCGGUACUAGUCAUCAUCUGCGCCAUGCGUGGUGUCAUUUCUUUCGGAACGAGCUACGGCGUGACACCAUUCAUUAACUCGGCCGGUUAUGACGGCGCUUUCGGUAUUUACGGCGCUCUUACGGCUGGAAUUGGCGCCAUGGGAAUUUUUGUCUUCAUCUGGGGCGACCAAAUCAGAGCCUUGGUCGCAAAGUGGGCUGUUGCGAAGCCUGCCGCCAAGCCUUCUUACAAUCAUUAG